Molecule: messenger RNA, 1910 nt
Organism: Chironomus riparius
Lineage: Eukaryota; Metazoa; Arthropoda; Insecta; Diptera; Chironomidae
Source: the annotation of a GenBank genome assembly
UAAAUUUUCAAUUGAUUUGACCGCAAACAAAUUAUUGCGAUAAAAAUUUUCUUUACUUUUCAAGUGCUUUAAAAUCUUCUAAUGGUCUAAAAACAUUAUCUAGUUGCAGUUGUCAUUGAAUUAAUUCCUUCAAAAUGUUCAGUUUAACACGAAAAUCCAUUAAAAUUGGAUUAAUUAAGUUUAAUUCAACAUCAAAUAUUCAGGUAUCUAGAAUGUUGUCAUCUUUAGUCAAAACAUUAGGAUUUGUUGAUGGCAAAUGGACAAAUUCGUGCGAUGGUAAAAAGUUUGACGUAAUAAAUCCUGCAAAUAUGAAUGUAAUUGCACAAGUUCCUGAUAUGAAUAAGGAAGAUUGUCAGCGAGCAAUUGAUGCUGCAAACGAUGCAUUUUAUAGUAAGGAAUGGCAUAAUUCAACUGCAAAGGAAAGGUCUAACUUAUUGAAGAAAUGGUUCAACCUACUCGAACAGCACAAACAAGAAAUUGCUGAAAUUAUGACAGCUGAAUCUGGAAAGCCUAUUGGUGAAUCUCUUGGUGAAGUUGGAUAUGGCAACAGCUUUAUCGAAUGGUUUGCUGAAGAAGCUCGUCGAAUUUAUGGUGAAAUUGUGCCAUCACCUGUUGCUAGUCGUCAAAUUAUGAUGACUAGACAUCCAAUUGGUGUAGCUGGAUUAAUAACACCUUGGAACUUUCCUCAUGCAAUGAUAACAAGGAAAGCUGGAGCUGCUUUAGCUGCUGGUUGCACAGUCGUUUUAAAGCCAGCAGAAGACACUCCAUUAACAGCUCUAGCAAUUUGUAAACUAGCAGAAGAAGCUGGAUUUCCACCCGGUGUUAUUAACUGCAUAACAUCAAGUCGCAUUCAUGCAGCUGAAAUUGGUGAAUUGUUAUGUAAAAGUCCAAAAGUUGCAGGAAUAUCCUUUACAGGAUCAACUCAAGUUGGUAAAUUGCUCUACCGACAAUGCUCAGAAGGAAUCAAAAGAAUUGGAUUAGAAUUAGGUGGAAAUGCUCCAUUUAUUGUCUUCAAGUCGGCAAAUAUCGAUCAUGCAGUUCAAGGUGCAAUGACAUCAAAAUUCCGUAACUGUGGACAGACAUGUGUGUCUGCAAAUCGAUUUUUAAUUCAAGAAGAAGUUUUUGAUGAAUUUACUGGAAAAUUGACAGAACAAAUUAAGGCACUGAAAAUCGGUGAUGGAUCCAAUGCUGAUGUUAAAAUCGGCCCAUUAAUUAACGAGGCACAACUUCAUAAAGUUCAAGCUAUGGUGUCUGAUGCAACAUGCAAUGGUGCAAAAAUUAUUCAUGGUGGACGUCACUUGUCAGACAUCGGUCCACUGUUCUUUGAGCCAACAAUAGUCACAGAUAUUAAGACAAAUAUGAAUUUAUAUAAUGACGAAGUUUUUGGACCUGUUGUGUCACUCAUAAAAUUCAAAACCGAAGAUGAAGCAUUAAAGAUUGCAAAUAGUACUCAACGUGGUCUUGCUGGUUAUUUCUUCAGUCAGGAUAUUAGUCAAAUAUUCCGUAUCAACAAGGAUCUUGAAGUUGGUAUGAUUGGCAUUAAUGAAGGAUUGAUUUCAACUACUGAGGCUGCAUUUGGUGGAAUUAAAGAAAGUGGACUUGGACGUGAAGGAUCUAAGCAUGGAAUUGAUGACUAUGUUUACAUUAAAUACCUUUGCUAUGGAAAUUUGAAUUAAAAUUAGAUUAUUUUGAAAAAAUUAUAAAAGACGAGAAUUGGCACUUUAAAAAGGUAGCUAGAAUAGGCACCAAUGAAAAUAAGCACAUGAUGCUAGUUAAAUAGUGAUACUAAAUAAAUUGAUAAUAACGAUAAUUCCGAGAUUGAAACAAAAUGUUUCCAAUUGCUUUGACGGGUCUUCCACUAAAUUGAUAUAUUGUAAAUAAAAUAUGAGUAUUUGAAAUAAAAUUGAUUG